GCAGACACAGACACUCUCCCUGCAUCGCUCUGGGCUCAGUCCUGCCGCCCGGCCAGCCGCUGUUUGCCCGCAUUGCUCAAAGUGAGGAUAGUACCGGGCAGCGGGCUCUCUCAGCCCAUGAAGAGGCCUGGAGCCGAGCAUGGCGCCGGCCAGCCCUAGCAGUGUGAAGCGGAGAUGCAGGAGGUGUCUGUACUGGAUCCCCGUGCUGUUCAUCUCCAUCAUCGUCUGCUGGUCCUACUAUGCCUAUGUUAUCCAGCUCUGCAUAGUGUCCAUGGAAAAUAUUGGCGAGAAGGUGCUCUGUCUGCUAGCAUAUCACUUCUUCGUCCUUCUGUUCGUGUGGUCCUACUGGAAGACCAUUUUUACAUCACCAAUGAACCCUACUAAAGAAUUUCACCUGUCCUAUGCUGACAAAGAGCUUCUAGAGAGAGAACCAAGAGGAGAAUCACAGCAAGAAGUACUGAGGAGACUGGCCAAAGACCUCCCUGUCUAUACCAGGACGAUGUCAGGAGCCAUCAGAUACUGUGACAGAUGCCAGCUUGUGAAGCCGGAUCGCUGUCAUCACUGCUCGGUCUGCGAUAAGUGCAUACUGAAAAUGGACCAUCAUUGUCCUUGGGUGAACAACUGUGUUGGAUUCUCCAACUAUAAGUUUUUCCUGCUCUUUUUGGCGUAUUCACUACUUUACUGCCUUUUCAUUGUUGCCACAGACUUACAGUAUUUCAUCAAAUUCUGGACAAUGACCCUGGAAUUAUCAGCAGUUGGCAAUGAAACACAGUCAAAUGUACAUCAUAAUCGAACUCAGAUAACGCAGGAAUUAUCAACAGUUCACAGUGAGAUACAGUCAAGUGUACAACAUAAUGAAACUCAGAAUGGUCUGCCUGACACACAAGCCAAAUUCCACAUCAUGUUCUUGUUUUUUGCUGCUGCCAUGUUUUCUGUGAGUCUCUCCUCCCUGUUUGGGUACCACUGUUGGCUUGUCUGCAAGAAUAGAUCUACAUUAGAGGCCUUCAGAGCACCUGUGUUUAGGCACGGCACAGACAAAAAUGGCUUCAGCCUUGGGUUCAGUAAAAACUUGCGACAAAUAUUUGGAGAUGAAAAGAAAUUUUGGUUGCUGCCUGUAUUUACCAGUCAAGGAGACGGUUGCUCCUUCCCAACUUGCCUUGUGAAUCAGGACCCUGAACAAGUUUCUACACCUACUGGGGCAAAUCUAACAGCCAAAAGUAUUGAAAAUCAUCCAUUUCCAUCAAAACCUCUGCGUGAAUCUCAAAGCCACCUUCUGAACGACAGCCAAUCCUGGACUGAGAGCAAUGGUAACAGUGAAAAGGGAACACUUGGUAUGAGUAACCCUGGAUUGACUAUAGAAAAUGAAACCUAAACCUUCAGUAAAGUUGGAAAUGGUAAAGAUUGUUUGAGAUGAGCAUCACGAGGUUCAUGUGGAGAAAUCAUGCUCCCAUAGGCUUAACAUCAGUGUUAAGGUGGAUGUGAUCACAAAUAUUGGCCGUAGCAGAAUUCCCUUCUCUCCAUAACUGCUUCAAACAUGAUUAAGGCUUACUCCUGGCCUCAGGCAUUAUACGAACAUCAGGAAGUGUCAACUGGCAAAAUAAAUAUAUAUAUAUAUACAUUGUGGUUUUUAAGUACUGUACUUUUAAAUGAAGAGAAAGUAUUUAUAGUACAAACUUGGCAGUCCUGUGUUGUACACAAUGUAAGUUUGUAUUUUGACAGUGUUUUAUGGUAUGUGGCACAACCAAGCAGAAGUGUGAUUCUUCUUUAAGAAAGCACAUCUUUACAGCUUCUAUUUCUCAAAUGCUAAAUCUCUUCUUCGAUUUCAUCUGGAGAGAAAUAAAGUAUGGCAAUGUGCCAUAUUCUUGGAAAAUCAA
Molecule: messenger RNA, 1874 nt
Organism: Pelobates fuscus (common spadefoot toad)
Lineage: Eukaryota; Metazoa; Chordata; Amphibia; Anura; Pelobatidae
Gene: ZDHHC2
Product: zinc finger DHHC-type palmitoyltransferase 2
Exons: 15
Coding region: 140-1372 (410 amino acids)
Molecular function (GO): palmitoyltransferase activity
Source: RefSeq, a predicted model, not a curated record